AUGACCGAUAUCAAUAUCGGAAGACACAGAGAGAAAAUUUCAGAGACUCACAGACGAAGAGAGAGACCAUACAGAGACAGAUACUUCAUUGCUGGUGAUGUUAACUCCAGUGGAUUGGCAGCAACACGUUCAAAACGAGACCGGAAACAGAAAGGUGGGCGAGUAUUAGCACUGGAGCGUUUGAAGAAAGCCAAGGCUGGUGAGAAAAUAAAAUAUGAGGUGGAAGACAUCACAAAUGUUUACGAGGAGCUUGAUGAAGACCAGUACUCAAAACUUGUCUGUGAGCGGCAGGAAGAUGAUUGGAUAAUUGACGAUGAUGGGAUUGGUUAUGUGGAAGAUGGCCGAGAAAUCUUUGAUGAUGAGCUGCAGGAGGAUGUUUUUGAUUCGAAAAACAAAGAUAAAGAAAAAAAUGUUAAGAGUAAACAGAAGAGAAAUGUGCCUGUUUCAAAGCCCAACAACAUCAAGUCCAUGUUUCUGGCCAGCAUUGCCAAGAAGAAAACUGAGAAAGAUGUUGACUUGUCCAAAGAUGAUCUGCUUGGAGAUCUGCUUCAGGAUAUUCAUGCUGAGACAUCCCCCAUCCCACCACCGCCUGUCAUUGCCCUGAAGAAGAGAAGGCCUCCAGGAGUAUCAUCAGUGAAUCCAUUUUCUGUCAAACCACCUACUCCUAAGAAUUCUUCAGCUCCUCAUCGAGCGAGCAGUUCAGGGAGGAACUUUCCGGUUACUACAGAAGAAGCCUGUGCUGUGAAUGCAGUCCAGCCUGUUCCAGCCAACUCCUCAAUCAAACAAAUGAAGCAAGACCAGAAAAAGCUGAAGGUGGGGAAAGAAACUAAUGAUCGAGAGGCUGUAACUACAAAACAGGAGGAAGAAUGUGCUGAUGAGGAUGCCAACGCAAUGGAGUUUGUUGAAGGAGACUUUGAUGAACCAAUGGAGGCUGAUUCCUCCUCCUCAGUGAAGGUGGAGGUGGUGAAGUCUGAGAACAACAUUAAGAUGGAGGAGCCAGAAGAGGACAUCAAACCAUUUUUGAAGUCCACUGUCCCCAAAUCUUCCUGUUGGGAGCGCAUGAGCCAAGAUGACAGUGAUUCCACGGUGGUUGAUGUGCAGCUAGAUGCAGGUCGUUUACCCUUAGUUACGGGUUCAGAUGGAGAUCAGGUCUUUAGAUUCUACUGGGUGGAUGCUUAUGAGGAACAAUAUCAUCAACCAGGGGUGGUGUAUCUUUUCGGCAAAGUCUGGAUUGAAUCGGCGAAGACUCAUGUCAGCUGCGCUGUGGCUGUGAAAAAUAUCGAACGCACGAUAUACCUGUUGCCACGAGAAACGCGCAUAAACCUUAAAACUGGCGAGGACACAGGAGUACCUGUAGCUAUAUUGGAUGUUUACAAGGAGUUCAAUGAGACUAUUUCUGAAAAGUACAAAAUAAUGAAGUUCAAAUCAAAGAAAGUGGAGAAAAGAUACGCUUUUGAAAUUCCAGACAUCCCUGAUACGUGUGAAUACUUGGAAGUUAAAUACACAGCUGAUCUACUGCAGCUUCCUUUGGAUUUAAAAGGAGAAACCUUUUCCCAUGUGUUUGGCACCAAUACAUCAAGCCUUGAGCUUUUGCUCCUGAACAGAAAGAUGAAGGGACCAAGCUGGCUGGAAAUCAAGACACCACAGCUCUGCAAUCAGCCCAUGAGUUGGUGUAAGGUGGAAGCAGUAGCACUGAAACCUGAACUUGUGACUGUGCUGAAAGAUAUUGCUCCUCCACCACUUGUGACCAUGUGCAUUAGCAUGAAGACCGUGCAGAAUUCGAAAACGCAUCAGAAUGAGGUUGUGGCCAUAGCAGCCUUAGUACAUCAUGAAUUUCCUGUGGACAAAGGUGCUCCCCAGCCUCAGUUCCAGACCUACUUUUGUGUCAUCAGCAAACCCAGUGACUGCAUCUUUCCUUAUGAUUUCCAGGAGGCAGUGAAAAGAAAAAAUGUCAAAGUCGAGAUUGCUGCAACUGAAAGAACUCUCUUGGGCUUUUUGCUGGCAAAGAUUCACAAGAUUGACCCUGAUAUUCUUGUGGGCCAUGAUAUAUAUGGAUUUGAUCUCGACGUUCUGUUACAAAGGAUCAAUGCUUGUAAAGUUCCUCACUGGUCGAAGAUUGGUCGAUUGAGGAGAUCAGUCAAGCCCAAGCUCGGGGGUCGAGGUGGAUUUGCUGAAAAGAAUGCAGCUUGUGGUAGGAUGAUUUGUGACAUUGAAAUCUCUGCAAAAGAGUUGAUCCGAUGCAAGAGCUAUAACUUGUCUGAGCUGGCUCAUCAGAUCCUGAAAAUCGAGAGGGUUGCAAUUCCAGUAGAAAAUAUCCGUAAUCUUUAUAGUGAUUCACCUCAACUGAUGUACAUGCUAGAGAAUACCUGGACAGAUGCAAAGCUUAUCCUGCAGAUCAUGUGUGAGCUGAAUGUCCUUCCUUUGGCUCUGCAAAUAACCAACAUUUCAGGAAAUGUCAUGUCAAGGACAUUGAUGGGAGGCCGCUCGGAGAGAAAUGAAUUUUUGCUGCUGCACGCCUUUCAUGAUAAAAACUACAUUGUCCCAGACAAACCUUCCUUCAGGAAACCUGUACAGGAACAUGCAGAUGAUGACGAUGAACUUGUACAGGGAGGUGCUGGCAAACUGAAGAAGGGACGGAAAAAAGCCGCUUAUGCUGGUGGAUUGGUCUUGGAACCAAAAGUUGGUUUCUACGACAAGUUUAUUUUGUUGCUGGAUUUCAACAGUUUGUAUCCAUCAAUAAUCCAAGAGUUCAAUAUCUGCUUUACUACCGUGGAGAGAACUGCUGCAAAUUCUCAAAAGAAUUUAGAGGGGGAAGAACCAGAAGAAAUUCCUGAGGUACCAGACGUAGAUCUGGAGCUGGGUGUUCUCCCCAAGGAAAUCCGCAAACUAGUGGAGAGGCGGCGUCAGGUCAAACAGCUGAUGAAGCAGCCAGACCUAAAUCCAGAUCACCAUUUACAGUACGACAUCAGACAAAAGGCCCUGAAACUUACAGCUAAUAGCAUGUACGGCUGUUUGGGAUUCUCCUACAGUAGGUUCUAUGCCAAACCACUUGCUGCUCUGGUCACCUACAAAGGACGAGAGAUUCUCAUGCACACCAAGGAGAUGGUCCAGAAGAUGAACCUUGAAGUCAUUUAUGGUGACACGGAUUCCAUAAUGAUAAACAGCAACAGCACAAAUCUGGAGGAGGUCUUCAAAUUAGGCAACAAAGUUAAGAGUGAAAUAAAUAAACAAUACAAAUUAUUGGAGCUGGACAUUGAUGGUGUCUUCAAGUCAUUGCUGCUAUUGAAAAAGAAGAAAUACGCUGCCCUGGUUGUCGAGCCAACUGCAGAUGGACAUUACGUCACAAAACAGGAGCUAAAAGGAUUGGAUAUUGUGAGGAGAGACUGGUGUGGCUUAGCAAAGGAAAGUGGAACUUAUGUUAUCAGUCAGAUUCUCUCUGAUCAACCCCGAGACACGAUUGUGGAGAAUAUUCAGAAGAAGCUAAUGGAGAUUAAGGAGGGUGUUGACAAUGGCAGUACACCCCAGAGCCAGUUUGAAAUUAACAAGGCUUUGACAAAGGAUCCCCAGGAUUACCCAGAUAAGAAAAGUUUGCCUCAUGUCCAUGUUGCCAUGUGGAUAAACUCUCAAGGGGGACGAAAAGUGAAAGCCGGGGACACCAUCUCGUACAUCAUUUGUCAAGAUGGUUCAAACUUGAGUGCCAGCCAGCGAGCCUACGCGCCAGAGCAGCUGCAGAAACAGGAAACACUGACAAUUGACCUGCAGUACUAUCUGUCCCAGCAAGUGCAUCCAGUGGUGGCCCGAAUUUGUGAGCCCAUUGACGGGAUAGACUCUGCGCUGAUUGCUACUUUGCUGGGUCUGGAUCCAACUCAGUUUCGAAUUCAACAGCAUAAAGAUGAAGAGAGUGAUGCGCUGUUAGGUGGCACAGCCCAGAUUACAGAUGAAGAAAGGUAUCGCGACAUGGAGAGGUUCAAGUUUGCAUGUCCGAAAUGUGGAACAGAAAAUGUGUACGACAACGUAUUUGAUGGCAGUGGGCUGCAACUUCAACCCAGCUUGCUUCACUGCAGUAACGUUGACUGCGAUGCGUCACCAGUGACCUGUGUGGUGCAGAUGCGCAACAAGCUAACUGUGGAUAUCAGGCGACAUAUCAAAAGAUACUACAGUGGCUGGCUGGUCUGCGAGGAACAAACUUGCCAGAAUCGCACACGCCAACUUCCUUUUGCCUUCUCUCGAACUGGUCCAAAAUGUCAAGCCUGCAUGAAGGCUAUACUUAAACCAGAGUAUCCCGAUAAGGCGCUGUACACUCAACUGUGCUACUAUUCCUAUAUAUUUGACUGGGAUUAUGCAACUGAAAAGGUUCUGCCCGAGCAGGAAAAAGACAUUGUGAAGAAACAUUAUGGUCCUCAGUGUCCAGAGUACUUGGAGUAUAAGCGUCUCAAGGAAGUCCCUGAUAAUGCACUGGUUUUAAGCGCCUACUCCGAGGUGAACCUCAGCAAACUGUUCGGGGCACUCAAUACAUACAAAUAAAUCAAGAAUAUCCUUGUGCCCUUCCAAACAGCACCUCCUUUUCCAGUUAAAGCCAGUGGACUAAUUUGUGUGUGAGAGUAAAAUAACUAUGAAACAAACAGUUCUUGGGAUUUCAGAAACUGUUUGGGGAGCCCUUCAAGUGUGAGACGUGCAGUCAUGAGUUGUCUUGGAAGUUGACCCAGACAACUUGAUGUGGGAAUUUACAGAAAGAUAGAUUAGAAAAGAGCUCAACGGUGUCAUUCCAUGGACUCAUUAAUGUUUGUGUUGUCAUCCUUUAUGUACUUUCCUAUCAAAACACACCAAUUAAAACUAUAAAGAGAUGAAAGCAGUUGAUUAAAAAGGCAGCUGGAGGAAGCAGUGUUGAAAUUGGUAAUUUUUUUCGGGAAAAAAAUCUGCGUCGCCAAAGCUCACAGGAUAGGAAAUGUGAAUGGUUGGGAUCAUGGUGGAGCACACUCACCAGGCACUGGAACAACAGACCUCAUUUACUAACAAACUGAAGUACAUUGGAUUGAAGAAGUCCCAGACAAAUGCAAGCAGUUAAGUUGUUAGCUGACUUUGAAUAGAGCACAACCAUAUCUGUUGAGUCUCCUCCGGUUUUAAUGCUCCGUUCAGAGUUACAAUACCAGUAGCUUAUUGCAGCGAGAAAGACUUUCAGUCUUUUUUAAAUGAAAACAUGUUGGUUGUAAUGUUUUAUGUAAGAAAACGUAUUUUAUGCAUACAACGUUAGUAGAUUUUGAAUAAGAUAAUUUCUACAUUAUUGAGGAAUGACAUGCGUCAUUUAAAUGAUGUUUAGAUAACUGAUAAUUUCAAUAAAGUAUAUUAA
Molecule: messenger RNA, 5347 nt
Organism: Callorhinchus milii (elephant shark)
Lineage: Eukaryota; Metazoa; Chordata; Chondrichthyes; Chimaeriformes; Callorhinchidae
Gene: pola1
Product: polymerase (DNA directed), alpha 1
Exons: 38
Coding region: 1-4524 (1507 amino acids)
Biological process (GO): lagging strand elongation; leading strand elongation; mitotic DNA replication initiation
Cellular component (GO): alpha DNA polymerase:primase complex
Molecular function (GO): DNA replication origin binding; single-stranded DNA binding; chromatin binding
Source: RefSeq, a predicted model, not a curated record